This is a messenger RNA of Paramecium pentaurelia, 405 nucleotides long. Lineage: Eukaryota; Ciliophora; Oligohymenophorea; Peniculida; Parameciidae. The record is from the annotation of a GenBank genome assembly.
UAAUGGCUGAAUCAAACAUUGCAUAAGAUUAAGAAAGUAUUUUUGAAAUAGAAGAAGAAUUUGAUUAUGAAAAUUUAGAGAUGCCAUAAUUAGUUAGAAGAAAUGGAAUCAUUCAUACUAAUGAAGAAAUUAUUGGUUAUUGUAUUUUGGAAAAACCAGCUGAUAAAAUAUUUGAAGAAGAACAAUGCCCAAUUUGUUUAGAUUCAUCGGAAUAGUUAUAUCCUUUAAAAUGUGGUCAUACUUAUUGUUAAAAUGAUAUAGAAAAGAUGAUAGAAAUCUCGAAAUCUUCCUAUGGUUUACUCUAAUGUCCCAUAUGUAGAGCAUAUUAAACUCUCGACUCAUUUGAUGAAGUUUAGAAUAUGAAACAAUGUAAACUGGAGAAUUGUCAACAAGUGUGUCAUUGAA